CCAACCGCAUCGCCGCCGUUUGUCCUCAUCGCUGCCAGGGCCGUCGCUAGGGAGCUCGCGCGAGUUGGACGGGCUGUCUUCUCGCACCGUCGCCGCCACCGUCGAGCCUUGUCGUCGUCACGCAAGACGCCACCACUGCCGUCAAUCGAAGCUGCCACUGCUGUCGUUAGGGCACGUUGUUGCUGCUGUUGGGUUCGCCGCAGGGAGGAGUCCGAGCAAGGAAAGGAAGAAGGUGGCAAUGGAGACCUCUGCUGCUGUUACUAUCGGUGUUCUAGAGCUCGCAGUUACUGCCGUUGUUGGUGAUGAACCAGGUUGUGUCCUUGCUGCUGAUUGAUUGUAGUGGGAGAUGUUCUUGAGUCAUUAUUGUCAUUGUGCGGCGCUGCCGCCCUUGUUUGGAACUACUGAAUGUUGUUGCCGCGGGAUUGCGUUGGAAUUGUCACUGCUGCUGUGAGUUUAGACUAAAUGGAAUUGUUACGUUAAACUCUGCGAUUACAACAUCGAAAUGCUUCUCCGACGAACUACCACCCUCAUCAACAACCACCGCCUCCUUACAACAAUCGCCACAACAGGCAACAACCCCAUUACUCCGGUGAACCAGGACCAGCUCCGCCGAGUCUGCACUAUCUUGUAUCAGCAACAAAACAUGCCCGAGUCACGCCUCAACUCGAAACUCGCCUCCACUGAGUUCCAACUCACCCACGAGUUCUUCCUUCAAGUUUGCAACACCUUCCCCUAUUCAUGGAGACCUGUUUACCGCUUCUUCCAAUACACACAGCAACAAAACCCCACUUUCCCUCACACCAUUGUGUCCUUCAACAAGAUGCUCGACGUAAUUGGAAAGUCUCGUAACAUUGACCUCUUUUGGAGCCUUCUUUCUGAUAUGGCACGACGGUGUUUUGUUAACGAUAAGACCUUCAUUAUAGCCCUCAAGACUUUGGGUGGUGCUAGGGAAUUGAAGAAAUGUGUUGAGGUAUUCCACUUGAUGAAUGAAAAUGGGUUUGGCUACAAUCUGGAGACACUAAACAAGGUUGUUGGAGCAAUGUGUGGUUGCAAGCUUGUUGAUGAGGCUAAGCAUGUUGUCUUGAAGUUGAGGGAUUUGGUUACCCCUGAUGCAGUUACUUAUAGGAUCUUGAUUCAGGGUUAUUGUGAUAAGGGUGAAUUGAUUGAGGCUUCAAAGGUUUGGAAUUUGAUGAUGGAUGAUGGGGUUAGGCCUCAGUUGGAAGCUUAUGAGAAAAUGAUGGAGAUUUUUUUCAAGAAGGAUAUGUGUGGCGAGGCGUUGAAGCUCUUCCGGACAAUAAGGUUUAAGAGGAUGGACGAGCUCCGGGAUUCGAGUUAUAAGUUGGUGAUCAAAUGGUUGUGUAGGAAAGGGAUGAUGUGUGAUGCACAAGAGGUGUUUGAUGAAAUGCGUAGUCGAGGGAUUCAAGUUGAUAACUUGACUCUGGGAUCUGUGGUUUACGGACUUGUCUCAAGACAUAGGGUUAGGGAGGCUUAUCAGGUUGCGAAGGAGAUUGAUUCACCGGAUAUAAGUGUAUAUCAUGGAUUGAUCAAAGGGCUUGUGAGGUUGAGGCGGGCCAGAGAGGCGACUGAAGUGUUUAGGGAAAUGAUUAGGAGAGGUUGUGAACCAACAAUGCAUACCUAUAUAAUGUUGUUGCAAGGGCAUUUGGGGAGGAGAGGUAGGAAGGGGUCUGAUCCACUUAUCAAUUUUGACACUAUCUUUGUUGGUGGUUUGGUGAAGGUGGGAAAAUCGAAAGAAGCUGGAAAGUAUGUGGAGAGGGUGAUGAACAGAGGGCUUGAGGUGCCAAGGUUUGAUUACAAUAAAUUCUUGCACCACUUUUCAAAUGAGGAAGGUGUGGUUAUGUUUGAGGAGAUGGGGACGAAGUUGAGAGAGGUCGGUUUGGUUGACUUGGCAGACAUAUUUGAGAGAUAUGGACAAAAGAUGGCUACUAGGGAUAGGAGAAGGAACAGAUUUCCAAUAUCAGAAGACACUAAGGAUGUGUAAAUCUAAUUGUUAAACAAAUUGGCAAAUGAAUGAAAACUGGAAAAUAUUGUGUGUACAUCCAGCACUGUGAUACAGUGCCAUCUUACUCUCCA
Arachis duranensis is the source of this 2091-nucleotide messenger RNA. Its product is annotated as putative pentatricopeptide repeat-containing protein At1g26500. Gene Ontology annotation, molecular function: protein binding. Lineage: Eukaryota; Viridiplantae; Streptophyta; Magnoliopsida; Fabales; Fabaceae. The record is from RefSeq and is a predicted model, not a curated record. The transcript has 3 exons. Bases 503 to 1999 code for a protein of 498 amino acids.